CAUACAGUAACACCCCCUCCCCCCAACCCUUACCAGUUACUAACCCUAACUCACUCAACUCUCCAACGGCGCAGCAGCACACCCUCCCUCGUCCCUCCCAUCACCCUCGAGCUGGCCGUUCCUCUCAUCGCCGGCGAGCUCAGCCCCUCCCUUUCGUUCAGCCGCCGUACUGCUCCUGACGCCGUCGCCGGUUGGAGCUUCGAAGCUCACUCGGUCCCUCACUCAGCUAACGUCUCAGACUCUCAGCAGUGGAAGCAUAGUCGCCGGGCUCGCCUCCUGCCUCCGUCGCGAAGCUCUGUUCCACCGUCGCCGGCGCCAUCUCUGUUCCUGCCUCCGUCGCCAGCUAUCCAUUUCCAGCGCCAUCAUCCUUCCUUGCAUUUGAAACGUCAUCUUUGCUGCUCUGUUCAGCUACCUGCGCCGCUAUACUCUGCAUCACUGUUAGACCAGUUGGAUCAAUGAAUCAGUGAACCAGUGACCAAAGCGGUUCGAUGACCGGUUCGGUUCUCAGAACCUUGCUCAAACCUCAUCGCAUCUUAUAGCAGAGUAUGCUAAACAAGCUAUGCAACAGCAACAAUAAACCUUCAAUCAUGUCCGCACCCAAAACCCCAAUCCCACUUCGUCUUCCUCCUUCCCACCCAUCGCAACACUAACAACAGCAGUAAAACACAACCCCAACAAAGAUUUUUUUAUGCCCUCCAUGUUCAAUGGUAUCUACAACAUAAUAUUGCAAUGCCUGAGUUCCAGCACCAUUACCCUUUCCCACGCGCGUCAAGCCCACGCGCACAUUCUCAAGCUCGACCUCUACGGCGACACCUACAUCACCACAAGGCUUCUCUCUCACUACGCCAAUAAUCUCUGCUUUUCACAAGUCACAAACCUCGUACUCCAUUUCUUCCCCAAUCCAACCCUUCCUUCCUUCACCACUAUCAUCAACGCCUUCACCAGGUCCCACCAAUACGACGCCGUUCUACGCCUCUUUUCCCUCAUGGGUCAUAAGGGUCUUGCCCCUGAUGGGUUCCUUCUCCCGAGUGCAAUCAAAGCCUGUGCUGCGUUGCAAGCCUUGAAGCCCGGGCUGCAGUUUCAUGGGUAUGCUUUUGUGUCUGGUUAUGCCUUGGAUUCAAUUUUGGCGUCUUCUCUGGUGCAUAUGUAUCUGAAGUGUGAUAGUAUUGGGGAUGCGCAUCGACUGUUUGAUGAAAUGCCUGAGAGGGAUGUUGUCGUUUGGAGCGCGAUGAUCGCGGGUUACUCGCGACGUGGGAUGGUUGAGAGGGCCAAGGAGAUGUUUAGUGAGAUGAGGAGUGAGGGGGUGGAGCCCAAUUUGGUAUCGUGGAAUGGGAUGCUUGCUGGGUUCAGCAAUGCAGGGUGGCAUGUUGAGGCUGUGGAGUUGUUCAAGACAGUGCUGAGCGAAGGUUUUUUGCCUGAUGGGUCAACCGUAUCAUGUGUGCUUCCUGCUUUGGGGCAGUUGGAGGAUGGAGUGGCUGCGAAACAGGUUCAUGGUUAUGUGAUCAAACAGGGAUUGGGAUUGGAUAGGUUUGUGGUCAGUGCGCUGCUUGAUAUAUAUGGGAAGUGUGGAUGCACACAGGAGAUGUUGCAGGUGUUUGAUGAGGUCGAUCAGAGGGAAGUUGGUUCUUUGAAUGCUUUUCUAAAUGGGUUGUCGCGAAAUGGUUUGAUUGACACUGCAUUGGAGGUGUUCAGGAAGUUCCUUGAUGAAGGAGUUGAAUUGAAUGUUGUGACUUGGACCUCUAUGAUAUCUAGCUGUGUGCAGAAUGGGAAGGACAUGGAAGCUUUGGAGCUUUUUAGAGAGAUGCAGGCUCAUGGAGUGGAGCCUAAUGCUGUAACGAUACCAAGCUUGAUUCCUGCAUGUGGAAAUAUUUCAGCAUUGAAGCAUGGGAAGCAAACCCAUUGCUUUUCUCUCAGGAAGGGGAUAUUUGAUGAUGUUUAUGUAGGUAGUGCAUUGAUAGAUAUGUAUGCAAAGUGUGGAAGAAUCCAGUUAUCUCGGCUUUGUUUUGAUAAAAUGUUGGAUCCAAAUUUGGUUUCUUGGAAUGCAGUAAUGAAAGGAUAUGCAAUGCAUGGGAAGGCUAAGGAAACAAUAGAGAUGUUUCGAAUGAUGCAAGAGAGUGGCAUGGAGCCUGAUGAGAUUUCCUACACAUGUGUGUUAUACGCAUGCGCCCAAAAUGGCUUAACUGAAGAAGGGUGGCAAUAUUUCAAUAGCCUGUCAAAAGAACAUGCCAUUGAAACUAAAACAGAACACUAUGCUUGCAUGGUGACACUUCUUUAGUCGUGCAGGGAAACUUGAAGAAGCUUAUUCUCUCAUCAAGGAAAUGCCAUUAGAACCUGAUGCU
Messenger RNA from Arachis ipaensis, 2339 nucleotides. RefSeq names its product pentatricopeptide repeat-containing protein At1g20230. The record is from RefSeq and is a predicted model, not a curated record. Gene Ontology annotation, molecular function: protein binding; zinc ion binding; RNA binding. Gene Ontology annotation, biological process: RNA modification. Lineage: Eukaryota; Viridiplantae; Streptophyta; Magnoliopsida; Fabales; Fabaceae.